Halteromyces radiatus is the source of this 1095-nucleotide messenger RNA. RefSeq lists its product as uncharacterized. The transcript has 5 exons. Lineage: Eukaryota; Fungi; Mucoromycota; Mucoromycetes; Mucorales; Cunninghamellaceae. The record is from RefSeq and is a predicted model, not a curated record. The coding region runs from base 1 to 1095 and encodes 364 amino acids.
AUGACAAAGGAACAUUCACAACCAAAAGCAUUAAAUAUAUUACGACCUAGUCAACCAUUAUCUUCAGCAAAGUCUAGUGUUCUUUCUGGUUAUUCUUCUUCAUCCAACAAUUCUACAACAAGAAAACCCCGUGUUAGUUCAGUAGCUCAACUUCAACAUGCUUCUUUAUCAGAAAAACCUGCUUUGAAUAUUUAUCAUCCAACAUCUCGAUCGCCUAAUGGUAGUACUGUUUCUUCUAUUUCUUCUUCUUCUUCUAGACCUUCUCAUCAUUAUAACUCUUUUGAUUAUCAACAAAAACGAUCCUCCACAACAUCUUAUACCAAUCAUCCAUCCAACAAAGAACGUCCUGCUAUUGAAAUAUAUAAACCUACCCGGCACCAUCAUCCUUCUCUUCCUAAAUCCUCAUCCAUGACCAAAUCUUUUACAGCUCCUGUCAUCACUUCUCACUCUAAAACUCACCGUUCCGCCUUACCCAACUCACCACAAGAAGAAAAGAAGUAUCACGUCACCAACGUCACUUCGUCUUAUCUUGGUCAUAGUGAAUCCUCCCAAUCUGCCACACCUUCAGAAUCAGAAGAAGAAGAAGAAGAAGACGAAGACGAGGAUGAUCAACAACAACAACAAGAAGAAGAAGAAGAAGAGGAAAGAAAAAGUGAUAAUGAUGAUCAGGAUAUCAUGGUAUUGAAUGAAGCUCGGGUAAAUCGUCAGAUUGCCGAUUUGGAAAUCUCGAAUCAAUCCUUAUUAGCCGUCAAUGCCAUGUUGGAAGCAACAGUACGAAAACAAGCUUCAGAAAUGGCUCAAAUGAAGAAACAAAUGUCAUUUUCUGAAGGAGGUGGGGUCAACAUUCAUCCAUUGGUGUUACCAUUACCAGCAUCAGAUAUUUCGGAAGAUGAAUGGGAAAAUGACAAGACGUUCCAAAGACUUUGUCGUAUGACAGAUACUAUGAUUGAACAGGCUCAACAGGCUGUGGCAUUUGAAUUCAAAGGGAUGGGACGUGUGAUUUCAUAUACUGAACAAGAUAAUGACGACGAUGAUAACAAUGAUGACGACGAUGACAACAACACCAACGACAGUAAUGAUGCCAUAGACGAAUAA